This is a messenger RNA of Stegastes partitus (bicolor damselfish), 1887 nucleotides long. RefSeq names its product L-threonine dehydrogenase (gene tdh). The record is from RefSeq and is a predicted model, not a curated record. The transcript is spliced from 9 exons. Gene Ontology annotation, biological process: L-threonine catabolic process. The coding region runs from base 87 to 1277 and encodes 396 amino acids. Lineage: Eukaryota; Metazoa; Chordata; Actinopteri; Pomacentridae. Gene Ontology annotation, molecular function: L-threonine 3-dehydrogenase activity.
CGGCGGCAGGAGGAGGAGCCUGGAGGAGGACCGCACCUCCGGAGCUCCACCAAUCCGAGCAGCAGCCGCCGCAUAAAGGGCAGCUGAUGCAAGAGCAGCCGGAGAUACGAGGAGCAGCAGAGAGACGCACGGUUACCGUCAUGCCUGUCAUCAGAACCCUCCGCACAGUGGCCCGGCAGGUCCAGCAGGCCCAGCCGGUUCUGUUCUCCGGCUGCAGCUGUCAGCCUCUGAUGGUGGCGGUCCGCAGCAUCAGCUUCUCCCCCCGACAGGUGACGUCCGACGCCAGCUUCCACUCGGUGUCCUUCUCCGAGACGGACCACCCCAAGGUUCUGAUCACAGGUGGACUCGGGCAGCUCGGAGUCGGACUCGCCAAACUGCUCAGGAAGAGGUUUGGAAAGAACAACGUGAUUCUGUCCGACAUCAGGAAGCCUCCCAGCAACGUCUUCCACAGCGGUCCCUUCAUCUACUCAGACAUCCUGGACUACAAGAACCUUCGUGAAAUCGUGGUGAACAACCGGAUCACCUGGUUGGUCCACUACAGCGCUCUGCUCAGUGCCGUUGGAGAAGCUAACGUAGCUUUAGCUCGCUCUGUCAACAUCACAGGGCUUCACAACAUCCUGGACAUCGCAGCAGAACACGGUCUCCGUCUGUUUGUUCCCAGCACCAUCGGAGCCUUUGGGCCCACCUCCCCUCGGAACCCGACACCGGACCUGUGUGUUCAGAGACCCAGAACCAUCUACGGAGUCUCCAAAGUCCACGCUGAGCUCAUGGGAGAGUACUAUCACCACCGCUACGGGCUGGACUUCCGCUGCCUCCGUUAUCCAGGAAUCAUCUCUGCAGACUCGAUGCCGGGAGGCGGCACCACAGACUACGCUGUGCAGAUCUUCCACGACGCCAUCAAGAGCGGGAAGUUCGAGUGCAACCUGAAGCCGGACACGCGGCUGCCGAUGAUGUACAUCGACGACUGCCUUCGGGCCACGCUGGAGGUGAUGGAGGCGCCGACCGACUCGCUCAGCAUGAGGACGUACAACAUCAACGCCAUGAGCUUCACGCCCGAGGAGCUGAGCCAGGAGCUGCAGAAACAGAUGCCCGAGCUGGAGGUCACGUACGACGUGGACCCAGUACGGCAGGCCAUCGCCGACAGCUGGCCGAUGAACUUCGACGACUCCAAUGCGAGGAAGGACUGGGGCUGGAAACACGACUACGACCUGCCGGAGCUCGUCCAGACCAUGCUCAACUACUUCGGGGCAGAAACCCGGAUGGCUCGCGCCAACUGAGGCGGCGCCGCUGGUUCUUUGUACAUAAUGUAAAGACUGACCAAAGAGAAUAGAAGCUGUACAUGCUGGUUCUUUCUCGGUAAACUAAAGGGCUCAGCUCGCCGCCGCGACGCCUCCAGAACUUAAGCGGGUCGGACAAUCCUCCCGCUGUCUCUGCUCUCUUUCCUUUUCCUGCUCGCAGGUUCUGGUGUCGGCAGUAUCAGGGAUUCUAACGGGCCUUAAGACGACGACUUGCAUGUUGAGGAGUGUUUGGGUAACAAUCAGCUGAACGUCUGUCAGAGCUUCAUUCUGUUAAAUGUCUGAGGAUUGUCAACAUUCAGGUUCUGCUGAAGCUCCAGAGCUGAAGUCGGGCCAGUUUUAUCCCGAAGCACUUCAGAAGGAAUGAAACCCUGCAGGUUCUGACAGGUUCUGAUCCGACACAGAUUCUUCCCUCAACCUAUUUAUUCUGUCGCUGUGAAACAUGUGGGAGCUUCAGCAGGAAAAUCUUUUCUUAACUUUCUCAGCGUUUCUGUCCACGUUUGUUAUUUUAUUUCCAUGUAGCCGCUCUGUGGUUCUGAUUCUGUUCUGUCAAUCACACGAUGAGCUUUGACAAUAAAACUUUUUCAGCGUA